CAUCCAGUGGUGCAGCUAUUCAAUGCACUCCACUCCAAACAGAUCCAGACAAAAGUAAAGGCAGCAGCCGGCACCUAUCAGGGGGAAAAGGCCAAAGUUUUGCCAACCAUUCACAAGGGAAGUUUCUUAAACAUGCUGAAAGGCAGAAAGUCUGAGGAGAAGAAGUGGGCAGUUCUGAAGGAAGACUUCACGAUGAAGGCA
Messenger RNA from Geodia barretti, 201 nucleotides. Lineage: Eukaryota; Metazoa; Porifera; Demospongiae; Tetractinellida; Geodiidae. The record is from the annotation of a GenBank genome assembly.